CAACGUUGAAGUGUCAAAAAUUCAAAUUUCAAAAUGAACGUUGGACGCGAGGAACCGAUUUUGCAAAGACGAAGUUUUACGUACAUUUCGCUUGUGGUGUUGAGUGUGGGAGUUUGUUUGUACAUUGUGCAACAGAACAAUGACCAGAAUCAGCACAUUCAGGACCUCCGGGAGAACCUUGGGUCACUUACGAAACACGUCCUCAACAUUUACGGACACGACGAAGUGACCCCCGAAACGGGCCAACUGGCCCAUCGUCGGGAUUUUCGCGAACAAGUCACCCACGAACUGCAGGAAGCGCUCCGGUCAAUCGAUGUGCUCCAGAACCGGGUUGACUUUCUGGAAAAGAUCAACUACGACAAGUUUGGUCGCGUCGAUUUCGCCUCGGCCGAUCUGGGUGGGAAGGUGGUCAGCGUGGAGCCCCGCAGGCCGGGUUUCUUUCUGUGGACGGUGCUGGAGCGAACGAUGCGAUUGGGCAGGUUUGGGUCUGCUAACAGGAAGUGCUGCAUCGUGCAGUAUGACUGCGCGGGAAAGUGCCACGCGUUUCCGGGGUCUUCCGGAAGUAUAACGCUAAGGUUGAUGGGAAAGGUGUUCAUUGAAGGAGUUUCGGUUGAGCACGUGCCCAAGAAUAUGUUGCCCGAUACGAGUGCGAGUAGUGCGAUUAGAGAAUUUUCUGUAAGGGGCAUUGAUGCGUUGCAUGAAGAUGGUGACACGUUCUUGUUUGGAAAUUAUUUAUUUGAUUCGGAAGUUGAUUUUAUUCAAUAUUUUAAUUUUACGUUGCGAUCGUCGAUUCCGUUCGAGUUUGUAAGAAUCAAGGUUGCUUCAAAUAAUGGUGCGGAUUACACGUGCAUUCACAGAUUCCGCGUCCACGGAAGGCUGGCCCCAGCCAAAAGUGAUUUACCCUGAAAGAUG
Molecule: messenger RNA, 912 nt
Organism: Culex pipiens pallens (northern house mosquito)
Lineage: Eukaryota; Metazoa; Arthropoda; Insecta; Diptera; Culicidae
Product: klaroid protein
Exons: 4
Coding region: 34-906 (290 amino acids)
Biological process (GO): nuclear envelope organization
Cellular component (GO): nuclear envelope; meiotic nuclear membrane microtubule tethering complex
Molecular function (GO): protein-membrane adaptor activity
Source: RefSeq, a predicted model, not a curated record